AGGGGCAGGAAUUAUGGGAUCCAUCCAGAGAAAAGUGGGAACGGAAGAUGCUGAGGGCGGCCUCUCCUUUUCAAAAUCGACCGACCGCUCGCAGUUGCCCAGCGCUCAUUCCUCUCCUCUCUUUCUCCAAGUGCGAGCGUAAUGGUAGAGCGGAGAAUGAACUCGGUAGUGAAAUGGGUGCUCAUUCUCUUUGUCCUCGUCUCCAUCAUUCUCAACAUCGUCCUGAUUGGCAUCCACUCCAGCAGGGCGCCCAAAUGCUCCGCUCAGCGCGUCCAUCCGCUGCGGGGCAAGCACGACGACCGCAGCCUCGUAUUCGCUGACCUCACCCGGGAGGAGUACUUGCAGGUCCAGCAGUACAUGCUCAAGCAGAAAGCCUUGGACAUAUCCAUCAACCAGAACACCAAGCCAUCGGAAAAUUUCUUGUUCUUAAUAGACCUCUCUCUGCCAAAGAAAGCGGACGCACUGGCUUACUUGGACAACAAAGGCACCAAGCCGACGAGAGAGGCAACGGUGGUGGUCUUCCACGGCGCCCGAGGCUACAUCAAGGAAUACGUUGUGGGGCCUCUUCCCAACCCGAAACAUCACAGAGAUGUCACCAACGAGAGGUACAAGAUGGAACUACCUAUCUAUGCACGCACGGUCACCAUCGGGGAAUACGUCUUGCUUUUCCAGUUUUUUGAGACCGAGAUCUUCUCCAAGCUAGGUAGGCUCAUGAAAGAGAGCUUCGGUCAGGGCAAGAGACUGAACCCGUUCGAGCAGAUGCCCCGCGGUGUCCGAUCCGGGGACAGAAAGACCUGGGUGUCUUUCUUCAGGAAUAUGAGCGGCAUGUACAUCCACCCGGUGGGCUUCGAGGUGCUGAUAGACCACGGGAGCGUAAACGCUUCGGCCUGGAGAAUCGAGCGACUACUUUACAAUGGCCAAUACUUCGACACGGUGGAAGAACUUAAACAGAAAUAUGAUACUGGCUCUAUUAAGAAAAUAGUUUACAAAGAGUCCCCUGACUAUGGCUCUCUGAAGCCCAGGAGCAAGCCUCUGCAAAUCGGUCCGCAGCUGUUUUACGCAGAGGGGAAGCGCUACAGCGUACGCAAGAACCACGUUCUGUACCUAGACUGGAGCUUCGCCUUCGGGCUGAGCUCUCUCACAGGCAUGCGGGUGUUUGACGUGCGGUUUAAGGGUGAGAGGAUUGCCUACGAGCUGAGCGUGCAGGAGGCCAUGUCGGUGUAUGGGUCAGUGACACCAGGGAUGAUCCUCACCAAGUUUCUGGAUUCGAGCAUCGGGAUAGGGCGCUUCGCACACGAACUGGUCCGUGGCGUGGAUUGCCCCCACGAAGCCACCUACGUGGACGCGUAUCGCUACAUCGAUGUCCAAGCCCCGGUUACAUUUAGGAAUUCAAUCUGCAUCUUCGAGCACAACAUGGGUCAGCCCCUGCGGAGGCACUUCUCUGACUUUUUCUACCACAGUUAUGGGGGGAUGGUGAACAGCGCCUUAGUGUUCAGAACGAUCACAGCUAUAGGAAACUAUGACUACAUGUGGGAUUUCAUAUUCUACCAGAGCGGAUCAGUUGAGGCUAAGGUGCACGCCACCGGCUACAUCUCUUCUUCUUACUUAGUGGAAGGUAGUCUGAAACACGGGCACCAGGUGGCGGAAAAGGUCCUGGGGAACAUCCACACCCACUUCAUCAACUUCAAAGUGGACUUGGAUGUGUUGGGAGUGAAGAAUGUGUUCCAGACCAAAGACAUGGAGUAUGUUAAUGUGUCACUGCCAUGGAUGCCUGAUCACUAUGCUAUGGUCCCUCAGCUGGUGGAGAAUCAACUCAAAACAGAACAGGAGGCAGCUCUGCGUUACAACACCAAGACUCCUCGCUACCUACACAUUGCCAGUAACAAGACCAACCGCUGGGGUCACCAGCGCUCCUACAGGCUGCAGGUGUUCAGCUUCACAGGGGACCACCUCCCAGAGAGCCAGGCUGGGGAAAGGUCCAUGUCCUGGGCCAGGUAUAAGGUUGCUAUCACCAAACAUAAGGACUUAGAGCAGACCAGCAGCAGUCUGUACAGUCAGAACAACAUCUGGACUCCAGCUGUCGACUUCAGCAAGUACAUUGAAGACAAUGAAAGCAUUGAAGACGAGGACUUGGUUGCCUGGGUGACCACCGGUUUCCUCCACAUCCCUCACUCCGAAGACAUCCCCAAUACGGUAACCGUGGGCAAUGGGGGUGGGGUCCUGUUGCGGCCCCACAACUACUUUGACGACGAUCCAUCCAUCCACUCUGCUGAUGGGGUGUACUUUACCCCAGGCAGCGAGGACAGCUGUGACAAUAACAGGAUGGCCUGCCUUGCUCAAGAGACCUGCAGCCCCAUGCUGGAGCCCUUCACGUACUAUGGCUUUGGUGGAGUCCUGAAGUUUGAGGAUUGAGUAUGAUUUAUUGAUCGUUGCUAGGUAAUAGCUUCCAAGCCCUGAUGAUUUCGGAGUUGGGCCUGGACUGAAUUACUAAUCUAUGAAGAGGCUUUUGUCAAUUUUAACAUGUUUAUACAGGCAGUUUGGGAUGGUUAAUUUAUUUGUGCUACAUGUGUUUUAAAGCUGCACAAAUUGAGUGAAGGAAUUCGUCAAUAUUUUGCUUUUGCUUUUCUUUCUGAGAGUGAGAAGAUUGACACCACUCACAUAUUUGUGUGUUAAAUACAUAGUUGGAAUCAGGAUGUCGUAAGCCUAGCUCAGCCUAAAGCCUGGAAGCAGGAGAUAAUAAAAGCUAACCUAGCUCUGCUCAAUGUCAAUAAAUACUAAGGAUGGUGGAAAGCAAUUCACAUAAAAAUUCUUAAUCAAUUCAUAGAUGCCAAAAAUAAUUUUGUGUAUGUCGAUAAAGUAAUUUCAACAGAACAAAAAAGGCAGGACAGAACUGAACUGAACUGUAUACCACACACACACUAGAGUUAUCUUGUGGUUCAUUUUGAAAAAGGGCAGAUGUUUCGGCUCAUUUUGGAUUUAAUAAGUUAAUAAUUAGCUUUUCAUGAUGCAAGUGAAGUAUUUUGUGGGUACUUUUGUACUAUAUUACUCAGAGACUAACUAACGUUAGAAGAGUGGAGCACCAAAUUCCAGCACUAGCGAACAAGAGCAACUGACCAACACACACUGCAGAACUUCACAGAAUUCCCAGCCAGCUCUAGUUAGGUAAAACAAAAAUGACUAGGCCCAUGGUUUGUUUCAUUUCAAAAGCCCUGCGCCUGUCUGGUGUUUUGGAUAACAUUCACUUUCCCUGGUACUAAUGUUGCAGCAGAGAGGUCAUUCUACUGGGGACAACAAUACUUUCAUUUCAUUAUUCUCAUACAGACAGAAGACUGUAACAUGCUUCCAAAUUAACGCACUUAACUUUUGUUAAAAUUAAAAAGUCACUUACUCAUGCCUGUCUUUGUAUUUUCUGAUGGCACACUUUUGCAUUUGCCUUGUAAAUUUUAGAUUGCCUCGUCUUGUAGUGUCCAUCAAAGCACCAAGAAGGAGAUUAUUCAAAACCACCCUUACCUGCAUCUUCAGUAUAAUAGAACAAUAACAUAUCCCUGUAUGUCGGAUGGCCCGUACAAAAGUGGGUAUACUGUGAUGAUUCCCUUCCAUGCAGCUUCGUACACACAACACCUGUCCUGGAGCGACACCCCAUAAGCACCACCACACUCACUAUAAUUCGUACAGUACGUGCAUCCAAACAUGCAUCCUAUGGGAAGCCACCAUGUUCUGUGCUUCGUAACACAAACAAGGAUCACACAGUGUGAAUUUUAUGAAAAGCUUAUGGUAUGAUUCGAAUUAUGUCAUUUAAUUCUGGAGAUCCAAGACAAAGCUAAAUUUCUCAACAUGUCAAAGUUUAAAAAAAAUCAGUAUUUACUCCUAUUACUGUUGACCAUAACAGUGAGAGAACCCUUACUAUCAGCGGUGUAAGAUUAUAGUCACAAGUGCCACAUUAACUUGCCUGAUGACAUGUAAUUUUCUUUAAAAUUGACCUUCAACUUUGCUACCUGUAAUUACCUUGCUAGUGCUUUUCAAGUUGGGUAACUGUAAAAAUCAUUAUUAAAGGACAUGGCUGGCAAUAGUCUAUAGUUUUCUUAUUGUAGACAAAUCUCAUGAAAAGUCCAUCUUUCAAUACUUUCUCCAAACCCUCAGCUCCAAGCCCAUUGGUUCCUACUCAAAACACAAGUCUUUAAAAACGGCUCACAAAUAUAUAGUUUAAUUUUUACAAAAGGAUCAAUAAUUUCAUAAAACAGCUGAUCAUUGCCGAUUUUAACAGACAUUACUCAAACAGGAGGAAAUAGUGCAUUUGUUGGAGACCAUUUUCACCGACAGAUUUAUCCCAUUUGGUGCUGUAGUUAAUAGCAGCAGGACAGUGUAUGUGGGACUGAGUCAAAUUUUAGACUAGGUUGCACCCAGUGGAACAGUAGGGCUUACUGGUGUGUUUUUAAGAGUUUUUGGACAGCAGUGGAGCUCUACAUUAUGGCACGGAGGAAUAAGAUAUAUCAGGCUUUGGAUACACAUUACAGGAUCAAUUGAUUGUUGGUUUGGGACUUUUCAUAGGAUAUGCUGACAGUACAAAAAAUUUUGAAUUUCACCACACUUGUGUUUUAAACUGAGUGACAUGUGGCAAAUGGCCAGCACUUACUGUAUAUAGUGCUUCUGUGCCUUGAUGGGCAUAGCACAUUACAAUUUUUUUUAACAACACACACUCACACACCAAUGGUGGUGGAGCUGCCAUGCAAGGUGUUGGACUGGCCAUGGGGAGCAACUUUGAGUUCAGUGUCUUGCCCAGGGACACUUUGACAUGUGGGUGGGAGGAGCUGGGUAUCAACCCACUAACUCUGCAAUUAGUGGGCAACCUGCUUUACCUCCUGAGCUACAGCCGCCCAUAAUUAAUUACAGCCAUCAAGAAUUAAGGUAACAGUACAGUAAAUGUUUCAAUAUCUGGGAAAUUUAAACGAAGAUCUAUAUCUGUUAACAUGAUAAAGAUGAAAUAAUUGAGCUCUAGGGUCGGUAAUGUCUGUGAGUCAAUCAAUCACUUUGGUCCAGACUGAAAUAUCUAAACAGCUACUGAAUGGAUUGAUGAGAACAUGGUUCCCAGAAGAUGUAUCUUAAUGACUUUGGUGAUUCGCUGACUUUUUAUCUAUCCCCAUCAUCAGGUCAAAAUCUUAAUUUGUUCAGUACUUUGGUUUAUAACCAAAUACCUGCAAAACUAGUGCCCUUCCCGUCAGCCUCGCCUGUACUUUGUGUUAAGCAUGCUAAUUUUAGCAAAUGUUAGCAUGCUAACACAUGAAACUAAGAUGGUGAACAUAGUAAUUAUUACCUCCUAAACAUCAACAUGUUAGCAUUGUUGUUACGAGUAUGUUAGCAUGCUGAUGUUAGCAUUUAGCUCAAAGCACUGCAGAGCCUAGUCAUAGCUUUUCAGAGCUGCUAGCAUGGCUGUAGACUCUUAGUAUUGUUGCGCUUUUUUGGUGGUAUCACCGAAGAUAGUAACCAUAGUGACAGAUUUUGUUUUUUAAUUUUAUUAUUUUUUGGUUAAAUUUUUACACUUGUAAAAAUGGAAAUGUGAAUUUGUUAUUAUUAGAAUGAAAACACAAAGUUUUUGUUCUUAACAGUAAUAAAGGUUAUGUGAGUUGAAGAUGUAUUACUUUACUUACUUUAAUUACAAGACCAUUCACUGCAAUAGGUGAACUGGUAUUUGUCGCUCAUUUUUUUCAAAACCAUUUGAUAAUAUCCUCCAAAAUUUAUGCUUGGGUUUGAGAUCCUGCAAGCAAAGAGGCUAUCAUCAUCAUCAUCAUUAUCAUCAUUUCAGUGAUGUUUGCAAUUAUUUUUGCUUUUAUUCCGGCAAUUCUUUUUAGCAUGAAGUCAAAAUGUAUUCAAAUACCAUUGUGAAAGACACAAGUCUUGUUUUCUUUCUCUGGGUUUCUUACUGAUGAACCGCUGUGAUAUAAACUGCGAUGUAUACAUUGUAAACUGACACUGUACAGUCAGAUGUGUGUAAAUGAGCUCUGUACCAUUCAGUCCAAAGCAGGAUCACUCUCUGCUGUUGCUCGAGGCUGUGAUUACUGAUCAACUGACUGAUGUUUGAUUUAUUUUUUUAUUUUUUCCGCAGCGCAACAUUCAGAGAAAUUAUGUUGUUGUUGUUAUUAUUGUUUUUGUUGAUGUUGUUUUCUCUCUGAAUAAAAGAAGAGAUUACUUGUGUAA
This is a messenger RNA of Xiphias gladius (swordfish), 6192 nucleotides long. RefSeq names its product amine oxidase copper containing 2 (gene aoc2). NCBI's taxonomy places the organism in Eukaryota, Metazoa, Chordata, Actinopteri, Istiophoriformes, Xiphiidae. Bases 142 to 2412 code for a protein of 756 amino acids. Gene Ontology annotation, molecular function: primary methylamine oxidase activity; quinone binding; copper ion binding. Gene Ontology annotation, cellular component: plasma membrane. The transcript has 5 exons. The record is from RefSeq and is a predicted model, not a curated record. Gene Ontology annotation, biological process: amine metabolic process.